Molecule: messenger RNA, 678 nt
Organism: Phaethon lepturus (White-tailed tropicbird)
Lineage: Eukaryota; Metazoa; Chordata; Aves; Phaethontiformes; Phaethontidae
Gene: PLPP2
Product: phosphatidic acid phosphatase type 2C
Exons: 4
Biological process (GO): phospholipid metabolic process; phospholipid dephosphorylation; signal transduction
Molecular function (GO): phosphatidate phosphatase activity
Source: RefSeq, a predicted model, not a curated record
CUCUGCCUUGCAGCGUCUCUGCCCUUCGUCAUCCUGACACUGGUGAACUCCCCAUACAAGCGGGGCUUCUACUGCAAUGACGACUCCAUCCGCUACCCCUACAAGGCAGACACCAUCACCCAUGGCCUCAUGGCUGGGGUCACCAUCACCUGCACCGUUGUCAUUAUCUCAUCAGGGGAGGCAUACUUGGUCUACACAGAGCGACUCUACUCCAAGUCAGAGUUCAACAACUACCUGGCUGCCCUCUACAAGGUGGUGGGGACCUUCCUCUUCGGGGGGGCCAUCAGCCAGUCCCUGACUGACCUGGCCAAAUAUAUGAUCGGCCGUCUCCGGCCAAACUUCCUGGCCGUCUGCAAUCCCGACUGGUCCAAGGUGAACUGUUCCAUCUACGUGCAGCUGGAGAACGUCUGCCAGGGGGAGAGCAGGAACAUCACCGAGUCCAGACUGUCCUUCUAUUCUGGGCACUCCUCCUUUGGGAUGUACUGCAUGAUGUUCCUGGCGCUCUACGUGCAAGCCCGGUUGGUGGGGAAGUGGGCCCGGCUGCUGCGCCCCACCAUCCAGUUCUUCCUCAUCGCCUUCGCCAUCUAUGUGGGCUACACAAGGGUGUCCGACUACAAGCACCACUGGAGCGAUGUGCUGGCAGGGCUGCUCCAAGGGGCUCUCAUUGCCGUCCUCAUC